Messenger RNA from Penicillium samsonianum, 771 nucleotides. Its product is annotated as BTB/POZ domain-containing protein. The record is from RefSeq and is a predicted model, not a curated record. The coding region runs from base 1 to 771 and encodes 256 amino acids. Gene Ontology annotation, molecular function: protein binding. NCBI's taxonomy places the organism in Eukaryota, Fungi, Ascomycota, Eurotiomycetes, Eurotiales, Aspergillaceae. The transcript has 2 exons.
AUGUCAUCAGUCAAAAGCCCUUCCAUGUUUUCCCAGGCGCUGGGAGGUCUUUUUAUGGAGGAUCGUUUCUCAGAUGUGACCAUUGUCUGCCAGAACGUGACUUUCAAAGCCCACCGUGCCAUUAUCUGCACACAGUGUCCUUUCUUCGAUGCUGCCCUUAAGCAUGACUUUCAGGAAUCCAUCAGCGGGACCAUCAAUCUACCUGACGAUGACCCGGAGACCAUCAGACGAGUCCUCUGCUUUCUGUACCAGCAGACUUACAAUGACAAUGACCAAGAUGCGGAGCCAACGAACAACAGGCCAGGCAAUUCUAUGAUCAUAUUGGGCGAUGUUGGUAACAGAAAGGCCAUUGCUUACAACAACCUCUCUGUCUACCUUGCGGCAGAUAAAUUUGGCAUCUUGCCUCUCAUGCAACUUGCUUCACGCAAGCUUUCUGCGUGGAUCAGAGACAACUACAUGGCAUCCUCGUUUCCCGAAAUUGCUCUCCAAAUUAUGAGGUCAAAUCUCCCUCAUGAUCCCAGCCUUAUCAAUGUUCUUGUGGAAAUCAUUUCCAACAACCUCGAUGAGCUUGGCUGCAACAUGGAGAUCCUGCAGCUUCUCCGGCAUUACGGUCAACUUGCAUGUCUCAUUAUUGAGAGAAUAGUGGAAAAGGAGAUGAUUGCCUAUCGACGCGCCCAUUGCCAUGGGUGCCAACAACAUUUUAAUGUGACCAAGGAGGUGAGCCUGCGUGGUUUCCGUUGUGGCAAUUGUCGGGCUCAGGAUGAAAGUUGA